CAUCCCGCCUUCAACAAAUCCUCCAUAAUGCAGCGCGGAAACUACCCCAACCCGCCGCCCGCACACUCUCCUCCGCUUCACCACCCGGUGCCUCAGCACGUCUCUACCGUUCCUCAGCUGCGAUCUCCUCCUCCACCCCAACCGCCCUCCCAACCUCAAAGCGGAUAUGGAUAUGGCCAUGGCCAGCAGGGAGGGCAGCCUGGCGGUGGAUACAAUAAUGUGCCCCCGGCCUUCGGAGGCUUCAUCAACGACCCCACUGCCCAAAUAGGCUUCCAGAUGGGCAAGAGCGCUGUAGAUGCUGGACAGCAGUACAUGGAACAGAACUUUGGCCGCUUCAUCAGCGUCAGCGCCCUGAAACACUACUUCAACGUCUCCAAUUCAUACGUCGUCAACAAACUCUACAUCGUGCUCUUCCCAUGGCGCCACCGCCCCUGGACACGGCAGCAACGCAACGUCAACAAUGCUCAAGACGUCUUCUACCUUCCCCCUCGCGAAGAUACAAACUCCCCGGACAUGUACAUCCCUAUGAUGGCGCUGGUGACUUACAUCCUCCUCUCCACACUCUUCGCGGGUCUGCGCGGGGCAUUCCACCCAGAACUGCUAGGUUACACAGCCUCUCUAGCUAUCGCCGUAAUGGUCCUUGAAGUCGGCGUCAUCAAAGCGGGAACGUUCAUCCUCGCCAUCAACUCGUCGUCACAACUGCUCGAUCUAGUCGCGUACUCGGGCUACAAGUUCGUCGGCGUCAUCGUAUCGCAGGUCCUCAACUCCAUCUUCUCGCAUCUCGGCAUCGGCGGCUCGUUGCUUCCCUGGCUCGUCUUCCUGUACUGCUACGGCGCCAACGCUUUCUUCCUGCUGCGCAGCUUGCGCUACGUUCUUCUCCCCGAUCAGGGCGGACAAGGCGUUGUCGGCGGUGGCGCAGCUGCUGGUUACACGGUUGCGCGCAGCCAGAAGAACAGAUCGAUUCAGUUCUUGUUCGUGUAUAGCUUCGUGAUCCAAUUUGGCUUCAUGCUUUGGUUGUGGUGGUGAAAAUGUCGCUGAAUAACUGUUCUU
Messenger RNA from Periconia digitata, 1050 nucleotides. The record is from the annotation of a GenBank genome assembly. Lineage: Eukaryota; Fungi; Ascomycota; Dothideomycetes; Pleosporales; Periconiaceae.